Molecule: messenger RNA, 3090 nt
Organism: Astyanax mexicanus (Mexican tetra)
Lineage: Eukaryota; Metazoa; Chordata; Actinopteri; Characiformes; Acestrorhamphidae
Gene: nmi
Product: N-myc (and STAT) interactor
Exons: 10
Coding region: 476-1606 (376 amino acids)
Cellular component (GO): cytoplasm
Source: RefSeq, a predicted model, not a curated record
GACUCCAAAAUUAGUUUAGUCCCAUUUACUCUUCUCUGAGAGAAAAUAGUAGUUUUGGCUUUAUGAACGUACCUCCUUCAUCCAUGUAGAUAAGUCGAGCUUUCCUCUGAUCUUCUGGAUGCUCCUGGAUCUCCAGGAUCUCUCCUCCAGACCGUCUCUUGUUCUUGAAGUACAGUUCUAGUUUGGACUUCACACGGUGAAAAUCAUCUGGAAGACCCUCCAGCUCCAGUGUUUUCUCAUCCUGACUCUGUUUUCUUUUGGCGGUCUCCAUCUCGACGUUUAGAAUCUCAGAUAAACUCACAGAAAUCUCAGACACUCGCCUGCUUUUCCAGGAAGAGAGACACAACCCGAACACAACCACAAACAGCGGGGAGCUACGCCAGAUAAAUCCCAUUUUUACUCGUUAUUCGCGCAUUUAUUUGCGUUUCUUGUGAUUUUAAAGGGGAGACCAGACCUCGGCAGAAAUCUGUUAGAGAUGACGGAUACAGGGGAGCAAGUGAACGGCGAGCAGUUGCAGCAGAUUGCUGACGCUAGGGAAGAGCUGGAGAAAUGGAAGAAAUUUGUGGAAGCUGCAGAUACAGAGAGGUCCAGGUUGAUGCUGGAAAAGAUGGACUCAGAAUCUAUGAAGAAACAAGCCCAGCAAGAAACAACAGAACUGUGGAAUGCUACAGAGCAGCUCACAGACAAGUUCGACAAAACAGUGCAAGACAUACAGGAUGAAAUUAGCAAUUUUGAUAAAACUAAUCAGGAUCUGAGGAAGAAACUACAGGGUAUUUCGGAGCAGCUCAAGAUCAAGAAGGCUGAGUCGGACUCUUUGCAGCAGAGAUUUAAGAUCAAAGCCCAAAUCCCUGCCAAAAAAAUGAAGUUCACCCACGUGGCGACAGAUGAAGAGAGUGAUGAGUAUGUGGAUGUUCUGAACACCAGGGCAGUGUUCACCAUCAUCCAGCGGCCUUCUGUCCUGCUGAAAGGUGGCCAAGCUCUCAUCACAUUUGAGGAAGAGAAAGUGGCGGAUCAAAUCCUCAGACUGGCGAAGUGCUCUGUGACCUGCGACAACUCCAAGGUUGACGUGAAGCCGUAUCCCUUGUCUCUAGAUCCCUCUGUGAAAUUUGAGGUGCAUAUUACAGUGUCCAAGAAAACCAUCAAGUUCUCCAACGCUCUUUCUGUUGUGCCUGAUGACCGGAUGCGGGACCGGCUGGAGUUGAGCUUCUCCAAGCCCAGCCGUGGUGGAGGAGAGGUGGAGACAGUGGACUACGACCCGAAGACUGGAACAGGGCGCAUCACAUUCUGCAAUACUGGAGUUGCAGAGAAUUUGGUCGCUAAGCAAAACUUCUACGUAGAUAUUGGUCGUGGCAUGGAAGUCACUGUGGAACCGCUUUAUGAAUUUCAGUUGAAGAAGUUUCAGACGUUCUCCGGGGUGUCGAAGCGCACUGUGCUGCUGAAGGGUAUUCAGGAUGUGACAGAUGAGGAGGAUCUGCAAGACCAUCUGGAGAUCCACUUCCAGAAGCCCAGCAAUUACGGCGGAGAGGUGGAGACCAUUAAGUAUGUGUCUGCUGGAAAGGAGCUGAAGGCCUUCUUCAUUGAGGACUCUCCUGAAGUGGAAGUUUAAUAAGCUGGACUUCUGUCAGGCUGAAUGCAGUUCGUCUCUCUAAACUCAGAAAGCCAAUCAGGUUCUACGCCGUGACUGCAUUUCUAAAAAGAUUUGAAUUUUCCUGUAUUAUGGUUUCUGUAUCAAUGUUUAAUCAUUAGGCUAAUAAGGACCUUCGAUUGGAGCAUAAGCUUUUCUCCAUUGAUGUGAUGCUGAUGAACUGCUGAUGCUGUCUGGGCUUGCCAUUUGUUGUUUUUCAUGAAGUUUUAGCAUUCAGGAUUGUAGCCAGAUGUUCAAAAUUUGAACUUGAAUCUGGAUUUUAAUUUCCAAGCCAUUCCCUCAUGUAACAUACAAACUGCUGUCCCAUGAUUUUUACCAUGUCAGUGUAUAUUCAAAUACUUCACAAAUCUGGUGUAAAAAUACAUUUAAAUCAUGAGAUUUAUAGGUCUGAUAUAAAUUAGUAUUUAUAAUCACUGUCCUACAAAUAAACAUAUUUAAAUGUAUUUACACAUUUACUAUAUUAUAUAAUUUGAAAAAAAGUUGUGGACCUAAUGAACAGAGCAAUAGAAUUGUGGCUGAAAGUCAGAAAAAAGGUAUAAAAAAUAUAUACAUAUAAGGUGAGAAAAAAUACUAAUAUACAUUUUUUUUGAUUGUUGAUUUAAUCAACAAAUACAAUGCACAUUAAUCAUCAUCAUUAUUACAUAUUAUGAAUGUGCCAAAUUUAGCCAAAUGAACUUUUUUUAUCUGCAUCUAAGAGGAACCGUCCCACAAAGCAUUUGAUUACAACAUAUAAUUAAAACGAUUAAUAAGCUACACUGAAAUAUAACAUUAUAACAGAAUGUGAAUGAAUUUCCAUGAUUUUUACCCAGAGAACACAUAAUUACCAACAUGUGAGAGCAACAUUAACUGCAUGUUCCAACCAAUUAUUGAAUAGAUUAUAUAUAUCAUACUCAGUCAGUCAGGCCUUGCUUCAAUUCCUGUAAUUAAUGUUGCCUUGCCAUGAGCACUCUGUCCAGAGCUCAACUUUGCUCACAAGGUAUCCCCUUACAAGUUAUACACUUGUAGUUUUUUGUAGUACAUGACCAAAUUUAAGCACAAUAAAACAACUGCACAAAAGAAUGAACUAAUUAACACAUCCAUGCAAUAAUUGGGCUUAUUCUUGGGAUUAAUCAUUUAUAAAUAUUUAUGUUUACAUGUCUUCAGAUAUUUUGGCUAAUCGUUAUUAAUAGCCUUUAAAAAGUGCCUAAAUUGACUUUCAUUCCAUUAAUUUUAAGGUACCAUUUGAUUUUCUAGGUUAUUGAGUGGAGGUUAAUAGUAAAAUCUAUUAGUUUGUCUCUUAGUAUAUUGGAUUUUAGUCCAGAUUUUAAAUCUGUGUUUAAAGGCUUUAGCAUCAGUAACACACCUGUCUUGGUUUCUUGAUAGUGUUGCUUUGCCUUGAUUUUACCUUCUGUCUUCUUUAAUAUGUAUGAAUCUAUAAUGUAUCUAUUAAAGCUGCUCAUGUAUGA